Molecule: messenger RNA, 2628 nt
Organism: Andrographis paniculata
Lineage: Eukaryota; Viridiplantae; Streptophyta; Magnoliopsida; Lamiales; Acanthaceae
Product: protein DA1-like
Exons: 12
Coding region: 460-1920 (486 amino acids)
Molecular function (GO): ubiquitin binding
Source: RefSeq, a predicted model, not a curated record
AAGAAGCUUGUACUGGGUCGUCGUCUGCAAGGGACCCAUCGCUUAGCGCCGUGGCUAACUUGCACCUUCGAAGCAAUCUUAACGUUUCUCAGUCAGACGUAUUCGGGAUUUGACUUCGGCGGCCAUAGAUAGCAUAAAACUUCUUCAAUUUUCGCCUUGUUCAUAUUGCGUGACGACUUCUCCCACAAGCUCUGUUUUAUUUGGUUCCUCCAGGGUUUUGAAGAAGAAGAAGAACGAGACCUUCCUCGUCCAUUCGUCGUCGAAUUUCGUGUUGUUGCUUCGAAGAUUCUGUGUCGAGAAUUCUUAUUUUUAUUAUUGUUAUUCGGAUUGGAAACAUCCGAAUUGCUACUCGAAUUCUUUGGUUUGUUUAAUUGAUCUUCAGCUGCGUUGCCUUCCUCCGUCUCUGCAAUUAAUCAUCUCAGGUUUUCAUCGACAAAAAUAGUAAUCAAGCUUUAGUUAAUGGGUUGGCUUAGCAAAAUUUUCAAAGGUUUGAGGCACAAAUCUGUGGAAGAACGAUAUGAUUGGAGAUCUGGAACCACUACAGAUACCUCAGAGAAUCAUCCAUCAACAUCAUGGAAUUCGUCUAAGGAGUUCGAAGAAAUAGACUGUGCUAUAGCACUGUCUCUUUCGGAGGAAGACCUGAAAAAGAAUGUCGUCAUUGAUAGAGAACCACAACAGGUUGAAGACGACGAACGUCUUGCUAGGGCACUUCAGGAGAGCUUGAUCAUCGAGUCUCAGCCGGGACCCUCGUCUAACAAUGGCUACAGUUUUGGGAAUGGAUAUGGCUACAGCCAUGGAAGCGAUUACCUCUACCAACCCCUAAACAUUCCAUAUCCCUCAAAUUUCAGGAUUUGUGCUGGUUGUAACAGGGAGAUCGGUCAUGGAAGGUUUUUGAAUUGUAUGAGCGCCAUCUGGCACCCGGAAUGCUUUCGAUGCCAUGGCUGCAACCAACCAAUAUCUGAUUAUGAGUUUUCUGUCUUUGGCGGCUAUGCUUACCAUAAAACUUGCUACAAGGAAUCGCAUCAUCCGAAAUGUGAUGUCUGCAGGCAGUUUAUUCCCGUAAACAGAGCUGGUCUUAUCGAAUACAGAGCGCAUCCAUUUUGGUCCCAGAAGUACUGUCCGAGACACGAUCAAGAUGGAACUCCACGUUGCUGUAGCUGCGAGCGCAUGGAGUCGUGGGAUACAAGAUUUGCUCCUCUAAACGACGGUCGAAAACUCUGCUUGGAGUGCCUCGAUUCGGCAAUUAUGGGAACCAAAGAGUGUCAGCCCCUCUUCAACGACAUCCAGCGGUUUUUCGAAGUUUUGAACAUGAAAUUGAUGCAGAAAGUACCAUUGUUUUUGGUUGAGAAACAUGCUCUGAACGAAGUCAUGGGCGUCGAGCGACAUGGUCAUCAUCACACGCCCGAGACUCGUGGCGUUUGUCUCACCGAGGAGCGAAAUGACAAUACGAUUCUGCCGCAGCAGCAGCAGCAGCAGCAACAAUGGAGGAUUGGCGCCGAGCCUUUCGCAUUAGGACGCCACUGCGAAGUUACGGCGAUCAUCAUUUUAUUCGGUCUUCCAAGAUUGCUGACAGGAACGAUACUCGCCCAUGAAAUGACGCAUGCUUGGCUACGACUCAACGGCUACCGGGGACUGCGCGAAGACGUCGAAGAGGGAAUGUGCCAAGUCAUUGCCAGCAUGUGGUUAGAAUCCCAGAUUCUGUUGUCUGAACACGACAGCAACGGGACAACCUCGUCAUCUUCAAUGCCGGAAAGAUCCUCGUUCGAGAGAUCACUCAGUAAGUUCUUCAAGCAUCAGAUGGCGACAGAUUCGUCGCCGGUGUACGGAAAUGGUUUCCGGGCAGGUCACCGGGCUGUCGUCAAGUUCGGAUUGGACCGGACGUUGGAUCAUAUCCGUCGGACUGGAAACUUUCCUUACUGAAUCUCACUCAGGUUCCAUUUUUUGAGACUUUUUUUUUAAAUUUUAUUUUAUUUAUAAGUAUUUUUUUGAGAUUGAUUUCAUGGGAGAACAUGGCAAAAAGUAUUAUUCACGUAUACUAAAUUAUCAUUUUUAUUUUUUAUUUAUCUUGUUGGUAAAAUAUAUUUUAUACGUUUGCAAACUUCGUUAUUUUUGUCCUAAAGUGUUAUUCAUGUUGUCUCAUGCAAAAUGAUACUUCUGCAAAUGUAUUGGAUAUAUUUUUUCAACCCGAUAAAUAAAGAAUAAAAGUAAUAAUUAAGCAUAAGUGAAAAAUAUUUAUUGCAAUUUUUUUCCCUGAUUUCAUGGUAUUCUUUGGUCUGCCUCUUGAGCUGUAUAUUUAGGCUCUCUCUCUAUAUAUAUGCCUAUUUUUAUGAAGUUUCUCCAGUAGAAAUACUUUAUACAGUAAUAUAUAUGUACAUAUAUUAUAUUUUUAUAGCAGUUUUUGGACCUGCUUGUAUAUAUACAAUAUUUACAGUGAGAUUAUUGGAAUUCUUUGAUUGUGGUGUGGUGUACUGGGUGCUCACGUCAUUUGCUACACAUGGUUUGCCUAGUGUGACUUGUCUAUCGGAUUUGGAUUACAUAGUAUUAGGUUCGGCCGAUAAAUUACUUAGUGCGCACCUUUGGAUAGCUACUGAUUUCCACGUCAUUAAAAAAAAAAAAAAAAAGAAAAAA